CGAAACGUAAACAAAGUGAGAAUCAUAUUGUCGGUUUGUGUUGGUAUGAGUGGUUAAGGUGUGUUGUGUUCGAUCCGAUUUUCUCACUCGUUUGCUAAUCCAAUUCAGAGUAUUGUAGUAUUGAGAUUCUUUUGUUUCAACUAUUACAUUUAAGCUACUAAAAUAACUUCAAAAAAUGUUGAGUGGAUUAGCAAAUUAUUUAUUUGGAGGUGAGAAAUCGGAUGCUGCUGUGAAUUCAGAAUGUAGUUUUGAUUUUAACACAGAGGAGGAGGAUGAUGAAUGGUUGUUGAUUGAUGUAGCUGAAAAAGAGCCAAAGGAAAAGAAACAGAAAGAAAACACAACAGACUUUACAAUGAUUGCUUCACCAUCUAUAUUACCCAAUUCAUUAUCUGUCCUUACAGUUCAUUUACCAGAUCAUAAAGCAUUUCCUAGUCCUCCUAGAAGUCCUUCUCAAAUGGAGGGGAGCUGGUAUGUUACACCACCACCCUGUUUUACAGCAGGUGGACCAAUUCAAGUUGAAAUGUCUCCUUUAGAAAACCUUUUAAUAGAACAUCCAAGUAUGAGUGUUUACACAUCCACUCCACCAACCUCUCUUAGUAGCAAUGCUUUGGUAAAAGAAUUAAAUUGUGAAUUAUUUUCUUCAAAAUCCCAAGAUAAAAUAGAACUAGAAGAAAAACCUAAAGAAAGUAUAUCUGUACAUAUUAUUGUUGAGAAAAAAGAAAAAAUUAAUCAGACUACUAACAGAAAAAUACAUCAUCAGACAGCAGCAUUUUCUAUUGUUCAUACAGAUUUAAUAGAGCAAAUUGCAAACUUAAAAUAUGGACAGAAAGCAAGACAUUAUAUAGAACAGAAAUCCCUUCAUCAGUCUAAGUUGGAUCGGCAGAAUCGUACAAAUCAUUAUCAUCAUAGUAAUAAGAAUCUCCGUAGAAAAGAUCACUGGCGUCAUCACUCAGGGGCAAACAAUAAUCGAAAAUGCUAAUGCCAAUCCAGUUUAUCUUCCCCAACAUAAAAAAUUAAUAUCUAAAAAAAAA
This is a messenger RNA of Centruroides sculpturatus (bark scorpion), 1031 nucleotides long. RefSeq names its product tumor protein p53-inducible nuclear protein 1-like. NCBI's taxonomy places the organism in Eukaryota, Metazoa, Arthropoda, Arachnida, Scorpiones, Buthidae. The transcript has 4 exons. The record is from RefSeq and is a predicted model, not a curated record. The coding region runs from base 176 to 979 and encodes 267 amino acids. Gene Ontology annotation, biological process: autophagosome assembly; positive regulation of DNA-templated transcription. Gene Ontology annotation, cellular component: autophagosome; nucleus.